This is a messenger RNA of Amoebophrya sp. A25, 5881 nucleotides long. NCBI's taxonomy places the organism in Eukaryota, Dinophyceae, Syndiniales, Amoebophryaceae. The record is from the annotation of a GenBank genome assembly.
AGUGGAUCUCUACUUUUUAGGGUAAGCGUAAUGGUAUACCUAUAAUACUGGCCUGAUAGACGAUGACCUCCAUCAACAUAACAAUAACGAUAAGAACAUGAUCUACGCAUAUACGCGAGCACUCACAACUACAACUACAUAUGUAAACUUUAAGUUAAAGUUUUUCACACUCGCACGCUAUCACAUCAAUCAAAAAAAUGUCCACCUCGCAAGAACAAGAUGAGUUGCCCCCUUCCUCGUCUAAGAAAAGAGCACUGGUGCCUUCCAUCAUGUGCGAUGCUUCGUUCUCCACUACAGACCUCAAUCGAGGUCUCCUUUCGGAACCAAUAGUGGAAAUUAUAUCACCUGGCCAACCUCCUUCGCAUCCUUCACAGCAGCAGCCUUUACAGCUAGUUGAUGCGAGAAUACUGACCAGUUUGGUUGCGCCGCGGCCAGGGUUGCUCACGGUGCACCAGGAACAGACUGCUGCGGGUGGUGAUAUUAAGGCGGAUUAAGAUGUCAGUAGACAUGAUUCUUUUCAAAUCAGUUGAAAAAGCUUCGCCGUGUGCUUCAGCUUUCUUGUAGUCUCGUGAAACUACGUACUCUCUCUUGUACUCGCUCUUGGACAACAUUCCACGACCGCUAAUCUGCGAGGUGGAGGUUUGCUCUCGAUAGGGGGUGGCGGUGCGCCUUCGUCAAGAAAUGCAUCGACAACAUCAACAAGUGCUGUUGGUGCUGUGGGGUCGUCUUCUAGGUCAAGAACCUCGACCUCUACUUCAAGAACGAGCAGUACUACAAUGACUGGCAGAAACACCACCGAAGACACAAAAAACCAGGAGGAUUGGUUCUGUCUGCGCCGUUCUAAACCACUGCCGUGCCUGCCAGAAAUGCCUAAUUUUGUCUGUGGCGGAGUCAUCUUCCUUCUGGUUUCUCUCCUUGCUCUCACUUUCGUUUUACCAAUCGGCAUACAGAUCGUAGUGGACCACUCUUAUGUUGACAAGGAAAAACUGAAUCAUACUGCUCGAGAGACAGAACAAACUAUGCAAGUUCUACUUCUAAGCACAAGGCGUAGGAAUAACAAUAAAGUCACUGCAAGGACUCGUGUUAUUUCACGAGUAUAGUGACAGUAUGAUAUUAGUCCUCCUUUCAUAGUGUAACAGUCGACGUAAUAUCCCUUGGCAUGCUAGACCCGCUACCCGAUAGUGUAAGACUACAAACAAGAAUGCGGCUAACGCCUGCAGUGAAGGGUUGUUCCGCGUCGUUGGAUGCUUUCAAAAUGACCAUGCAUCUGGUAGAGAAGAAUAUGAUCCCACCGAGACCAAGUACUACUACCACAAGGAUAAAAAGAGGUCAAGCACUUCUUCCUCAACAAGAAGUAGGGAAUGUUGAUGGCGUAAGAACGAGUACUACCACAAGAGGUCAAGGACUUCUUCCUCAGCAAGCUGACGUGGGGAAUGCUGGCGUAAGUAGAACUACAGGCGACGUAAGAACUAGUACUACAUUAGGUCGGAAUAUUGUACAACGAGAUGGUGCUGGUCCACGAAAACACGUAGAUGACGUAGAGGAGGUAGAAGACGGUGGAGGGCUUGGAAAUAGAAGAGAUGGGGAGAUACAUUUACAUGAGCAUGAGGAACAGCAGGAGAACAAGAGAGUAGAGAAAGCCCCUUUAGUUAAGGGUUCCCACAUUGCAUUUUUCACUACCUUCCUUUACUUUUUUUCCAGUGGGAAAAGGGUCAGGGAUGAUCUGAAGAAUGCAAUGUCGCAACCUCUAACUUAGCAGAUGAAAUUGCCCCUGAAGAAGAAGAAGCGCUCAACACCUUCAAGAAAGCUUCCGAAGACCAUGGGACUGAAAUCGGCAGUUUCGAAAUGCACCCUCUAGAGCUCGAUGGCAACGCCGUCGAAAUAGCGGUCGACAAGCGCUUGAAGAUCCUGAAUGCCAAGAAUCUGGUAGAAAUGGGCAACCUCUUACUUCAGAGCAAGAAGUUUCAAAUUCGGGUGCUGGGACAUACACGAUUGCACAAGUUUGGCCUCAGCUACAGUCUGACCUUCGACCAGACGAUCGAGAUGGAGGGGCUGAAUAACCUGGAAGGGGUGAUACAGCUGAAGACAUUUGUACUUAGCAUUUUUGAUUUGAGUAACCUGGAAGGGGUGAUACAGCUGAAGACAUUUGUACUUGUCACAGUCUUUUAGUUCUUCUAAAUCUAACGAGAUCAUGGAGACUUCUGAUUUAGAUUUUCUAUAAGUGAUCGCGCUUGCGGGGGUUGGUUCUUACUACUUUCUAGCCUCAUAACAUGAUUUGUUCCAAAUCCCAGGAACUUUUACUGUGGAACCUGUUCCCACUCCAAACUGAAUCAGGACCUGCCCGGCGAAGCCCCCGAUGGCAAGAGCAUUCUUGUUGACGCCACAGCCGAUAUUGAGAAUCCCACGAAUUACACUCUGGCCCUUGGUCACGAGAUCAAGCUAGCGACAUUGUACGAGGGCUAUUCGAUGGCGACGAUCACGUUGACGGACUUUGUGCUGAAACCUGGAGUGACGAAAACUGUGAAAGUGAAAGGCUUGUUUUUUCCGGAGAAUCUGACAUCAGCAGCUGGGUUUCUCAGCCAGUACAUGCAGGGAGGCGACAAACUGCUGUAUUUGCAGGCGAAAGGACUCGAUAUCAACUUCAAAAAUUAUCGGACUCUAUGAAGAAAAUCUUCUGUAUCUGACAAAUAGUAGAACUAUCUUAAUUAAAUUUCUUCAUCUUCUUACGAAACACAAAGAAAUAGCACAAAUAACGGCCUAUUAUAUCGUUAAGGAACUACGUACUCCGUCACGCGCGCGUGGGGAAGCAAGGAUCUUCCUACAACUCAUAUCCUAUUCAUCUCAAAACAUGAAGCUCACGUCUUCUAAUUCCCGGCGACAUUUUCCACGUGCCGUGGUUCACCGACUUAGUCAAGCAGAUGCGCUCAUCUACUGGCAUGCACCCUGUGGACGGCAGGAAAUUCGUCAGAGGUGUAGACAUCAGCGAAAUCGGAUUUGAGGUACUUGCUGAGGAUGCCCUCUCAGUGUGGGGUAACCUAGACAUUGAUUUUCGCAUCCCUUUUGCGAGGUUCAAAUAUGCGAUCACGGAAUUGGAGGCAGAGCUGAAGGUGGGACAGAGGGGAAUCGAUAGCAGCAUAGCAAAGACGCCGAUGAUGCCAGUGCAGUACAUACCGCAUCCACUUACGGCAAGGCUCCUUUCAUCGCUGGCGAUGUACAACUACAUGUAGAAGUACGUACCGCAUUUACGACCUCACUGCUCUCUCCUCCAACUUUCUCCACCGUCUAAUCUGCAAGACCACAGUGGAACUUUGCGCAUCAAACUCACGAAAAGUCCGGUGCAACUGCUGAACGUUUCAGCGUUUAACGACUUGUUGUAUGACGUGUACCAGUCUGAAGCGGUCUUUCUCCAACUAAGCGGUACGGGGUCUGCGGUUAUGUCUAGUGUAUUGUCGGACGCGUGGUAUGUGCCGAAUAUACCCCUGCAAGUGGAGACUAGCAUAAAAGGGUGGAACCGGUUUAAGAGCGGUACUUAGGAAGAAUAAGUAGCAUUCAAAAGCAAUGUUUUGUCACAACAGCGAAUUGGAGCACUAGGCCCGGGUUGGGUACGUCGCUGUCUGCAAAGGGUGCUUAGCCAUCUGGUCCGCUUACUUCUGCUUCUCACAUGCUUGCUCUACUUUCCGCAGCUUGGCCUGUCGUCUUUUGUGUCUGUGUGUUAGUUUUACCUGAUUAGAAUCCCACUUCCGUUCGAAUUAUUCCAUCCCACUGCCACAUCUUCAACAGGUAUCUCCGUGAAAGGGAUCGAUAUCCUUCCCCAAGGCACGACGGAUCGCAGGGUGCACAUCAAAGCCACAAUUGAACUCGACAAUGACACUCCCUUAGCCGCGAAACUGUCUUAUCUUCCAGCGUAUUUGAUAGCGAGGCAUGAAGCGGAGCAGUGCAGAAUAGGUGAGGAUGAGGAUAAGCACGACUCUUUAGUAGCAUUAAGGGUUUCCGAAUUACAUCCCUCACUACCAUCCUUGGCUCCUUUUCAAGAGGGAAAUAGGUCCAGGAUGUUCUGAAGAAUGCAACUCGGCAACCUCUAAUAGCAGUAGAAGGACAAGAACAUCAAGAUGAAGUCUGCACUUCUGUAGCGCAGGACGUCUCUCUAGGAAUGGUGGAGGCAUUUGACCAGAGUCUGCCUGCAAAUAGCCUAGCGAAGUUGCAUGGCACGAUAUUCUCGGAUAAGGAUAGUGAUGGCACUUGGCCCCAUAGUGAAACAAGUAGAAGCCGUGGUAGAAGCCGUAUGUUAAGGCUCAACUUGGAAUGGUCACCAUUUAGAUUGGAGUCACUGAGAUGGAAGAGGCGACCCCUUCUUGAGAGAACCAACAGCGGAAAUAAACGAAGGGAACAAAGGGGAGAGCUUUGGAGGGAGUCCCUUCCGUUCAGAGUUGUUGGCCAAUGAGUGCUGAGCUCUAAAUAUGGGGCUGCCUGUCCUCCCAGAGCACGUGCACGAGGUAACGGAACCACAACAAGAAAGCAGCAGUUAUCAUACCCGAGGAAGAGGUAGGUCAAAAAGUAGAUCGUCAACUUCGAGAUCGUCAACUUCUUCAACAACAGUUUCAAUCACACUGCCCUCUAGCUCCAUGGAGGAGAACAACUACACGUCCCCUUCCAUAGUACAAGACACCCUAGAGCAACUGUUAGGUAAGCACUUGUCAAAUGAAACAGUCAACGCUUACGCCGCUGCUGCUACCGACGCCCUGUGGAAGAAUUUGUCUUUCUUAGACCCUUUCACUCGGAAACUGAAUCAUGUCUUAAGGGUAGGCUAAAGGUGCUUUUGUUACCCCCGUUUGUUCUUAUGGCUCUCCUAAGGGGUAGGGGGACAGCCAUAACAAGCGGGAUAAUAGCGAACACCAAAAGCCUCCCUCUAAUUGUCCCAGUCUCCAUACCCGGCAGAAGCAAGAACUUGAUCACCUGGGUGCAAGCGGUGCUGUCUGCUGACGUUUUACUGUUGAAGUUGGAGGCAUUGUUGACGAUCGAGAACACGUUCUCAGCGGCGUUGCUAGUAAAGAAAGCAGUAGGAAUGGUGUACGUCGGAGACGAUCAGGAUUUACUGUUUGGCAGCGUUAACGUUACCUUUCCGGGAGACGGCUGGCUGAUCGGAGCAAAGUCAAAUUCGACGAGUGAUACGGUAAGUCUCGUUUCGACGCGUACUAGAGUCGCAGAUGAUCUCUUGUCCCUAAGGUCUUAGCAAUUCCUUAGUAUAAGUACGAGUAAUCUGAAUCCGUAGUACUGGAUUCAAUAAUUCCGGUACUGCUACGUACUGGGUAGUGAUCAGUAAUUAGGAAGGAUUGAAUUCGGUUUCCGCAGUGAUAGUGAAACUAGUGAUGAAGACACUUGUGAUUGAAGAUUUAAAUAUUUAUUCUGUGGAUGCAAGAUAAAGUCGUUACUAGACGAACCAACACUACGAAGUACAACAAGAACCCAUAUAAUCACUGCCUAUCAAUAGAAACUCUAUUAAAACUCAGUCAGUCUGACACUCUCACCCUAAACCCUAUACCAGAUAAGCGGCGACAUUCUUCUGACCGAAUGUGUGUUACAUCCUCUCACCUGUGGUGCUGCUUUGGAGCACCUUCUAGGCACCACCUAUGCCAGAGUCCAAGUCCAUCUAGUCGCGCAAGUGGAGUCGAAGUUCGAGCUGGCAGUAAAUGCCACUGAAAGGAAUGUGCCUUUGAGCCUGCAUAAACAGGGAACAGCUGAUGCGUUGCGGCUAUUGACACGUCCUCCAAGGACACCAAGAAGCAAGCAGAAUGAGAAUAUUUCUAGUAAGCUGCAUAGACCGACACCGAAGAAGGAAAGAACAAGGGAACUACCAGCGGCUGCACAGGAGUUGUGGAUUUGA